Notolabrus celidotus (New Zealand spotty) is the source of this 1775-nucleotide messenger RNA. RefSeq lists its product as uncharacterized. Gene Ontology annotation, molecular function: signaling receptor activity. The record is from RefSeq and is a predicted model, not a curated record. Gene Ontology annotation, biological process: adaptive immune response. NCBI's taxonomy places the organism in Eukaryota, Metazoa, Chordata, Actinopteri, Labriformes, Labridae. The transcript is spliced from 4 exons. Gene Ontology annotation, cellular component: membrane. Bases 88 to 828 code for a protein of 246 amino acids.
ACAACAAAUAGCAAGAGGCUGAGCACAAAGUCCCACAGAGCUGAAGGAAACAGACGGAGAACAAUAUGCCUGAGGUUUAGUGUUUUUAUGACUGAGACGACCAUGAAGGCAGGAGCUGCACAUGUUCUUAUCUUCAUUCAGCUUUUUGAAGCCCAUGCAGAGCUGAUCUUCAGACAUUUGUCAGGGACUCAGUCCCUGCAGCUCUCCUGCUCCCCUCAGCAGGAUCACGGCCUCUUGACGGGCCUCCACCUUUACCACCGCAGCUCUAACAGUCAGACAACCCUGCUGUCCCUGUCUGAGGGCAGAGAGCUCAGGGUCGACUCGCUGCUCAAAGGUCGUCUGCAACUCUACGGAGGACUGGACUCCCUGCAGGUCAACGUCACCAUUAGUGAUUUACAGCCUGGUGACACGGGAUUGUACCUGUGGGAGGGGAGCUACAGGAAGAGGAACAGCUCUGAGCAGGUCUUCAGCAACGUUCAGAAGGUGUUCUUAUUGGUUGAGGGGACAGGACGAUCCAGUCAGUGCUCACCCAAUUACCGUCCUCUGCUCCUGACCAUCUUCACAGCAGCAGGUCUUCUUCUGCUCACACUUAGCUUGCUGGCCGUACUGAAAUGUGUAAAGACAAGGCCUCUUCACGGAUCACAACACUCUGCUCCAAUUUACGAGGAAAUGACCAGGAAACAGCAGAGCGUUGCAAACGCCCGAAAUAACCCCAACCCCCCCUCACACCUGGAGGAAGUCAACUUCCCGGUUUACGCCAACCCCAACAUCCGACAACCGCAGGAUAACUACUACGCCUGCCCCAGACAGCUCGCCCUCAGAAUCUGACGUGAAGGCUGGUAUCUACCCAAUGGUGACUCAAACAGAGUGACGCCCGCCCGACAGAGAUGACAAGAAGAUCUCAGUCAGAGAAACAAAACACCACACAAACAAAUGGCCCUUUUUUAACAGCCAAGAAAAAAGCUAUUUUAUUAAUAUUUGAAAGAAGCUCCAUAGUUCAUGAAAAGAUUUGUUUCGGUGCAUGUCAUUGAACAAUCACAUUCUAUGAGGAGAAAGAGAUAUACAGAGAGAAAAAAUAAAACAUUACAAGCCACUGACUUUUCAUUAAAUCUCAGUACAGACAUUUUUACUUAAUAUUUCAAAAACAAAAGAAAAACAAAAAAAGGCAAAAAAAAAAAAAGCAGCCCUAAACCCUUUACCCCCCACCCACUGCCCACCCUCCAAGAAAACCUUUGAUAACAGAAAAGAAAAACCCUUGAGGGUGACAGGCUAGAAUCCCACAGUGCUAAAGAGUGAGACGCUCAUUGGUUUUAGGAGUACACAGCAUGGCGAUGUAGCGCUAGGUCAAUCUGAAUCAGGGGGAGGAAGUGGGAGGUGGGGGGGUUCGACAUGAAUCACCCCUCCAUCCCCUUAGAAAUUCAAAUAAAAACACAAUAAAUCCCCAAAACCCCUGCAAUAGACCAGCCACUAUGAAGUAGGCCAUAAAAUCCCCAACUUCUAACCCCCCCCCCCCCCCAACACUUGUGCAUAGUUUCAUGAUCCUUUACAACCAGCUCAUGUUUUACAAACAUCCUCCAAAGUGUGGAAAAUGUUCCACAGAAGUCUGAUUUUUACCUCUAUUCAUAAUAAAAAUAAAAAUAAUACCCGCUGUGGGAGAAUGAGAGAGAGAGAGAGAGAGAGAGAAAGAGAGAGAGAGGAAAGAAAGAGUAAUGCACAAUGUUCCUGAUUCAGUCAGGACGGGACCUCAUUAAGAAAACACAAUAAAGAUUCAAACA